Messenger RNA from Penicillium taxi, 585 nucleotides. RefSeq lists its product as uncharacterized. The coding region runs from base 1 to 585 and encodes 194 amino acids. The record is from RefSeq and is a predicted model, not a curated record. The transcript is spliced from 3 exons. NCBI's taxonomy places the organism in Eukaryota, Fungi, Ascomycota, Eurotiomycetes, Eurotiales, Aspergillaceae.
AUGGCCGUCCAUUCAAGCGACACUCUACCUGAAAUGCUACCAUCAGCACUCGAGACCCUGAUCCCCGGCUUCUCUCUCUUUACCCGAAUUUUGUCUCUGUACUUACAAUUUGAUGUCUCAAAUGUCUCGAGUUAUAUUCUUUUCUUCAUUAUCCUUUCUGCCUUUUUCAAAUUCGCGUUGAACAACUCUCGACAAUAUUUUUCGGUCAAGAAGUCUAGCUUCACCCCUCCAUGGACAGACGACGACUCAGGUGACACAAUUGAGCGGCUAAUUGACCUCCGUCGCAGCCCUCGUCCGAGUCUCAGCAACAUCUGGCUUACGGACGCUGAGACCAUUACCAUUUAUACUUUGAGAAGAGGAGUUCUGACCGAACUACUAGAAGAAGUGCAAAAAUUAUAUCUCGAAUGCAAGAGCAGUCAAGUCGCGAUUUAUCGCGGCCUGAACGUUCAAAAUAUGCUCUGCUGGGCCUUAAGCUCUUCAAAGCCUCGUCCGCUUUCUACUUUGGCUCUUGAUUCCAGGAUGAAAGAAGAAAUCAUUUCUGAUAUUGAAAACUUUUUCGUGCCAAAAAAAACAAAACUGGUAUAG